GCGGAGGAAGCGGCAGCAGCAGCAGCAGCAGUAACAGCAACACACCGAGCCAAGGAGGACAAGGAGGGUUGGCCAUGUGGUAUUUGUUUGGUCAUGUGAAAGUGAAAGUGAUGCACCACAGGAUUGUGGGAGUGUUAAACUGAAGCAGAGAAGCAAUCAGCCCUCUCCAGAGUCCCCGAGGCAGCUUGAAGAAGCAGACAGGCUGACGUGAUGAGGUUCCCGGGAGAAGCUGCUCCCCUGUGGGCUGACAGCUGAUAGAGAGGAGUCCCUUCUCCUCCUCUCACACGCGCAGUCAGGAACAAACGAGGAGGACCAUGAACGUCAAAACCAGACCUAUUUGAAGAAAAACGUCACUCAGACCAACUGGAAGCACUGCCUGGUUGAACAUGCUUGUUUUUGGGUGUGGAAGAUGCAGCAUGUUUUUGAUAUCUCUUUUUGCUCUGCUGCUGACAUGAGCGGUGUGGCUUUUGCUACAUUAAAUGUCUGAGUAUUUCUUUUUUCACAUCGCUGGCUUUUGUUGCCUUGUCCUUGAAACUGCAUCAGCCAGGCUGUUCAAAAACAUCACAAUGACUUGAGUGCCUUUUGACUUUUUUUUUUUUUUCAAUCCAGUUGUCUAAAUGACACAAUUAAUUCAGCAAUGCUAACGUCCACAGUUUUCUGAUCCUGUUUCUUAGUUUCGGGGAAGUUUUGAUUGAUCACCUUUACUCACUGUCACAGAUAGCCAAAGGAAAGCAUAAGUACUAUGCACUGUUGUUGCUCACACAGAUCCUAUACAAAACCAUUAACCUCACAGGAAGAGAGGCAGUCAUAACAGCACCCAAACCCGGACGAAGAACCUCUCCCAUCGCUCUGUGUAGUCGUUUUUUAUUGAGGGGGUUCUGAGAGCUGCAGGGAUGUUUGCUUCCGUGGAGCAUGGCCCGGUGCUCUGUAGCGACUCCAACAUCCUGUGUCUGUCCUGGAAGGGCCGAGUGCCCAAGAGUGAGAAGGAGAAGCCGGUGUGCAGGAAGCGCUACUACGAGGAGGGCUGGCUCGCUACCGGGAACAGCCGGGGGGUCGUCGGGGUCACAUUCACGUCCAGCCACUGCAGACGGGACCGGGCCACGCCGCAAAGAGUGAACUUCAACCUCAGAGGACACAACAGUGAGGUGGUAUUGGUGCGGUGGAAUGAGCCUUUCCAGAAACUGGCCACAUGUGACACAGACGGAGGGAUUUUUGUAUGGAUUCAGUACGAGGGCCGGUGGUCUGUGGAGCUCGUCAACGACCGUGGAGCUCAGGUGAGUGACUUCACCUGGUCGCAUGAUGGAACGCAGGCUCUCAUCUCAUACCGUGACGGCUUUGUCCUGGUGGGCUCUGUCAGCGGACAGAGACACUGGUCUUCUGAGAUAAACUUGGAAAGUCAGAUUACCUGUGGAAUCUGGACUCCUGAUGACCAGCAGGUGUUGUUCGGCACAGCAGAUGGACAGGUCAUAGUCAUGGACUGCCACGGGCGUAUGUUGGCCCAUAUUCUGCUCCAUGAGUCCGAUGGCAUUGUUGGCAUGUCAUGGAACUACCCCAGCUUCCUGGUAGAGGACAGUAGUGAGAGUGACACAGACUCCGAUGAUUACACUCCACCCAAAGUGCACAGCCAGAAACCACUGCUGACAGUCAGCUUCACCUCUGGAGACAUCAGCCUGAUGAAUAGUUAUGAUGACCUCUCACCCACACUGAUCCGAACCGGUUUGAAAGAUGUUGUAGUCCAGUGGUGCUCUCAGGGUGACCUUUUGGCAGUGGCAGGGAUGGAGAGGACAGUCCUCCUCUCCCCUGACACUCCAUGUUCUCCACCCACCAAGAAUGCCAUUGUCAAGUUCUACAAUGUUAGAGGGGAUCACAUCUACACACUAGACACACCAGCACAGCGCCCCAUCACUACACUCUGUUGGGGUCACAGAGACUCGCGUCUGUUCUUGGCGUCAGGCCCGGCGCUUUAUGCAGUUCGAGUGGAUCACCGGGUUGCGGCGCUACAGCUUCUCUGCCAGCAGGUCAUCGCCACAGCCGUAAAGGAGGAGAAAGAUGUCGCCAAGCUCACCAUGCCUUCCCGGCUCUGUACCUACGUCACUGCUGCUUUCGCCCCCACCAUCAAGCCACCCAUCCCAGAUCCCAACAACAUGCGGGAUUUUGUGAGCUACCCGACAUCCGGGAAUGAGCGACUGCACUGUACCAUGAAGCGCACAGAGGAUAACCCGGAGGUGGGCGGGCCGUGCUACACUCUGUACCUGGAGUACUUGGGUGGUCUGGUGCCCAUCCUGAAGGGUCGACGGAUUAGUAAGCUGCGCCCUGAGUUUGUCAUUAUGGACCCCAAAACGGAUGGUAAAACAGAUGAGAUAUACAGCAACAGUCUGAUAUCAGCCAUGAUAGACAGCUGUAACUGCUCAGACUCCAGUGAUAUUGAGCUCAACGACGACUGGGUUGGCAAGAAAUCUCCAAAGAUAUCUAGAGGAAGCAAAUCUCCUAAACUUCCCAGGAUAAAUAUUGACCCCAGAAAAUCACCCAAGCUGUCUCGAACUACACAAGAAAUCUCUAGGUCGCCACGGUUACCCUUAAGAAAACCCUCGAUUGGUUCACCGAGUCUCUCACGGAGAGAAUUCCCUCUGGAUGACAUCAAUCAGCAAAAUUACCUCGCUCAGGUCACAUCCAAUAUUUGGGGAACAAAGUUUAAGAUAGUGGGACUGGCUGCAUUUUUACCUACCAAUCUCGGUGCAGUUAUCUAUAAGACCAGCCUCCUCCAUCUGCAGCCCAGACAAAUGACCAUCUACCUGCCUGAGGUGCGCAAAAUCUCCAUGGAAUACAUCAACCUGCCUGUUUUCAGCCCCAAUGUCUUCAGUGAGGACGAGGACGACCUUCCUGUAUCGGGCCCUGCUGGAAGCACUGACGACAACCCCCCAUGUACUGUAAACAUCCCUAUUGCCCCCAUCCACAGCCCUGCCCAGGCCAUGUCCCCUGCCCAAAGCAUCGGCCUGGUCCAGUCUCUGCUAGCCAAUCAGAACGUUCAGCUUGAUGUCCUCAGUAAUACGACAGCAGCUCCUUCUGGAUCAUCGGCCAGCGGUUCGGACCAAACCCAGGAUGCCAUCUUGACGACCCAGUACACCGUGCCCACCAGGUAUUCUAGUCCGGGUCAGGUCAUUUUUGGGGGGCUGGACGUAGGUCGGCUAAUGGUUGGACCACCGCUGACCCAUCAUCCAUCACAACAACAACAACAGAGUCAGCAGCAGCUUCUACAACAUCAACAAAUUCAGCACCAUCAACAGCAGCAGCAGCAGCAAAUACUCCAGCAGCAUCACCUACAGCAGCAGCAGCAGCAGCAGCACAUUCAACAGCAGCAGCAGCUUCAGCAACACAUACAGAUGCAGCAGCAUCAACAAAUGCAGUUGCAGCAACAGCAGCAAAUGCAUCACCAGCUACAGUCUCAACAGCACCAUCUUCAGCAUCAGCUUCAGAUCCAGAUCCCUGCUCCGUCCCUGUCACCGGGGCAACCUUCAGGAACGGCCCUGCACCAGCUGCAGCCGGGGGCCCUGCAGAUACAAAUCCCCCACCAGCCAGCCGAUUUAGUUGUUGACAGAACAGCGGGCGGGGAGCACGAACACCUGUUGAAGAUCAAAACCACUCGAUCAACGCCACAGUUAGCUGACGCUGAUACAGUUGUGUUCAGCGCUCCUUUGGAGCUCAGCAAAAUGAAUCCGCCGCCUCCUUACCCCGGGACUGUGGCCGCAGCGGUUGCCGCUGCUGCAGCUGCAGCUUCACCAUCAGCUUCCAACGCAGCUUCCAGCUCUUCGUCUGGAACAGAAGGGGGCGCUAGUGGAACUCCUCCCCCUAGCGAGCUCUGCGUGAAGAAGGGUGACUUCAAACUUUAUCCUCCAGGUCAGCAGCAACUACAGUACCCCACGCCUCUGGGCUACGAGAGGAUAACGACGUUUGACAGCAGCGGGAACGUGGAAGAGGUGUGUCGCCCUCGAACACGCCUCGUCUGCAACCAGAAUGUCUACACGCUCCAGGGACCUGGCAACUCUGCCACUCUCAGGGUCACUUCCUCUUCAUCCUCGUCUGCAGCUGACAAGAAAAUCCAGCUGCCCUACACCUCUGCUACGCUUAACAGACUCACCGCACCCCGCUACUCCAUACCAAGCGGAGACCCACCCCCAUACCCUGAUUCAGCCAAUCAGAGCGGAGCUGCUGGGAGGAAUCCGAACCAGCGACUCGACAGCAGCUUGAUCCAUGCCACCCUCAGGAGGAACAGCCGAGAGGCCGCGCUUAAAGUCUCCCAGAUGCUGGAACCGCCAAGGCCACUUCCUCCGAAAGCUAAAAACAGUCCACUAGCAACCUCCUUCCAGCAGAGGGUGCCAACAGCCUUAUACACGUGCAGCCAGUGCAGCAGUGGAUCAAGUGUUGGCGGUAGUGCUCCAGGGAGCGCUAAUGGGAUAGCAGGGGGAACGAUUAUCAGGCAAGAUUUCCCUCCAGGGAACGGCGCUCCACACAGCACAGUGAUAGUUCACUCCAGCAGCGCCGCCGCUCUGGCCUCCCAGUCCUCAUACAGCCUGAUGAGCUCACUGGAGGGGUCUGGGAGUGCAGCGGGAGCAGGAGGGAACAGAGACCGGGCUGAGUAUGUUAACUCAGCGUUUACUGAGGAUGAAACACUCAACCAGUCGCUGAGGCAUUUGGUAAUUGGAGGAAAUGAUGCAUCGGGGCUUGUCGUCAAACGCCCACCUCCCUACCAGUGGGACCCGACUGGCACAGAGGAGGUGUGGAUACCUCAAGAGAGGACAGCAAAUGUUCCCCCUGGAGCGCACAAGCCUCCGCCCCUCAUUCUCAGCCCGACUCAGCACUUGGAUGUUACCAGACUGCCUUUUGUUCUUUCUCCAAAGUCUCCCACCAGCCCCAGCGCUGCAUCAUUCCAGGCUGCAGCAGCAGCUACAGCCACAGGCUACCAAAUCUCUCUGCAGUACCCCCCAGCAGCAGCCUAUGCCGGAGCUCAGCUCCAACCCAUCCCAGGGUCGCCGCGCCCCUGCGCCUCCCCUAAGGAAGUUGUGGCGCCCGUGGCCCUCUCACAGCAGGAUGCGACCCUCGUCUUGUCGCCGGGUUACUCUCCAAACAUAGCGAACCUCGCCUGCUGUCCCCUUCCUCCCUUGUAUCCCGGAGGAAGUUCCUGUGCUGGAAUCCCCAUCCCUCCCAUUGCCCUUCACACACCGUGGGGAACGUACAACCCUUGUCCGCCUAUGCCCAGUCCUGCAGUGCCACUUCCACCCAAAGCCUCCCACGUGUCAGCAGACAAAAAUGUUCUCUCACCUCCUCCUCCACAGCCUCCACCACCACCAGCAGACCCACAGAGCCACGGGGCGUUACAGGAGACAAUGGCAGAGCCAGGGGACGCUUACCAGGAGGUGUUGUCUUUGACUGAGAGCCCCGUACCACAGCGGUCCGAGAAGUUCAGCAAGAAGAACCGCAAGCGGAUGGACGGCCGGGCCGAAGAGGCUAACGUGUCUCAGUUAGCCGAAGGCAGCAAGUCGAAGAAAGAGGGCAGGGCUCUGGGGGAUUUCAACUCGCUGAUCUCCAGCCCCCGACUGGGAGGAAGAGACAAGAAGAAACUGAAGGGGCAGAAGGAGCAGCAAAUGAAAGCGAAGAAGCUGAGUAAGGCCACGGCCAACAGUGAGUUCCAGGACAGUUCAGAAAGCGAGCCGGAGCUUUUCAUCAGCGGCGAUGAGCUCCUUAAUCAGUGCCAGAGCGGGAAAAAGGGAUGGAAAAGUAAAAGGAACCUGAGGGCAGCUAGCGAACUUGAUGAAAUAAAGUGCCGGAAAGCCAAUGAGAAGGAAGACAGAGGAUUGGGCAGCCAAGGGUUUGUGUAUGUGAUGGCCAACAAGCAGCCUCUGUGGAAUGAAGCCACACAGGUCUACCAGCUGGACUUUGGAGGCCGAGUCACGCAAGAGUCGGCCAAGAACUUUCAAAUCGAACUGGAGGGCCGGCAGGUGAUGCAGUUUGGUAGGAUUGAUGGUAAUGCCUACAUCCUGGACUUCCAGUACCCCUUCUCUGCGGUCCAGGCUUUCGCAGUGGCUUUGGCCAACGUCACCCAACGCCUCAAAUGAGAUGUCCCCUCCCAACACACCCCAAGUCAUCCCAUGAUUUUAAAUGCAGCCUGCUGAAGGAGCACAGUUGUUUGCUUUGGAGAUUCAUAGACUCUAAUAAACUCAGUGGAUUUUGGAGAAAAAGACUGAAAUCAACUGUGGUCAAUAGAUGGAAAUGCAAUCACACUGCACUACGCAAUGCUGCCACUAGACAUUGUGCAAUAAGCAUUGACUGCGUUUUUUUUAUUUAAACGCCAUUAGAUCUGCUCCGUUCUGAAUUCUGUGGCACCCUCCAAGCACGUAGGGCCAAAGAGCUGAGCUUGGGUUAUCAUCAUGCAAAUAAAUGCUGCUUUGGGUAGAAGAGGCUUUCUUAGAGAGACAGAUUGUCAAGGUGCAGUUUAAAAAAUAAAAGCAGCAGUAAUACUUGAAAACCACACUCUGGAGGUUAAAUUACAUUUUCCAGAGCGCACAGGUACUACUGGGCACUGAAAUCCAUUGCUGUACAAAACUUUAGUGAAACAGUUACUACUUUAUUAAACUGCUUUUGCUUAUAGUUUAUUAAAUGAGGUUACUUAGUGGAGGUUUUUGUUCUAUACCAUUCCUGUUGUUUCUAUCUCAGUCAGUUUCGGCUGGAUUUAAGGCUGAUAUAUGCAUCAUUUAGGAGCACUACUAAAAGUUACGACUUUUCACUGUUUCUGGAAGGAAAUAUCGGUCUUUAUCAAAUCUGCGUUUGAAGGAUGAAAACUGUCACCCUGCUACACUUAAUAAUUUAUAUGUACAUGUUGUUUAUCUUUCCAGACACAGAUUUUUUAAGAAAAUAUUGUUAUUGUUGAAGAUGUACAACCCUCAUACUUUUUCAUCCCAGUUUUUCUUACCGACUUUAUUUGGGGAGGCUGAAUUUAAAUAUUGCUGUACACUUGGAGUAUUCAGGUGGGAGCGGUUUACAGAAUAGCCUUGGCUGACAUAUCCUGUAAUUGGAUAUCUACAUAUGGUGACAGUGGCGCCAAAGACGUCGCCAAGGCCUCAAUUGAACAACUUAACCUCUGGCAUGAAGUGAUAAUGUCACCUGCUGUCACUUCUGUGAAGUGAGUACGUAUUUGGGGGCAGUCCUUGCUCUUUAGGACCACACUAAAACAUGUAAGCAUGGUACAGGAAAUAUUUUUGUAUAUUUCACCUAUGCCAUUUCAUAUUCUUCUCAGAAGGCAUGUAAAUAAAUUGGAGGUGUAAAUGUGAUAAAGAGACUUCGGCGACUCUGACAAGUUUACACCUCGGCUUCACUGUGUUUAAUUUCAGGUGUGGAGGGAAGCUGUAACACCGUAAAAUUACUGUUAAGCUAAAUCAUCGUCGUCACUCAGUUUAAUAAGACUACAUUGAAGAAUGAAGCUCCACUUCAUAAGCUGACUGUGCAAACUGAGAGACGGGUAAAGCUGUUUAAGUGUUAGCAAGAAUCAUUUACGGAGAUAAAGUCCAAAGGACAUAUAUGCAUUAAUUUCUGUUUAAGUACAAUAUCAGCUAAAGUCACCAGAAGCGUUUAGGUUUAAUAAAACAGUGAAGGUGCUGUCGGGCUAAACUCUUAAUUUGUGCCAAAAUAUCUACUCACAAUUUUACAACAGAUGCAGUCCAAAGGGGAAGAACCAAUUCUAUUUUGACCAUUGAAUUGAUGAUUUUAUUGCUUUUAAUAAGUGUGAUCUUUCCUGAUCUCAAAGAUGCAUGUUGGUCAUCGGUUGUAGAAAAAUGGACCGAAUGAAGAUAUUUUAAACCCUAUUACAAAAAAACAAGCAUGUCAUGACAAAAUCCUUUUUGUGUUAGCUGUGCAAUAUUUUGUAGGAGAAAAUUGUGUUUCUGUUGCUUUCAACCAUGUUUUGAUACCGUUCUUUUAGUUCAUUAUCUGAGAUUGCUGGUUUGUGCAUUUUUUUAUUUAUGAGAUUAUUUCCUGAAAGGAGGAAAAUAUCUAUACAUACCGUAUAUUGUGGAGUUUUCCCAAACUUUUUUGUGUUAAGUCUGUAAUGAGUGUAGCCCAGGUUGUGGGGUUGAUGAUGAGAACAGGCAUCCUAAUUUGAAGUUUGCUUUGGAUGAAAAAAUAAAGAUGUGAAUGAGUAAGUGCCCAGUUUAAUGUAGUUGGUAGACUAGUGUAAGUGUUAAGUCGAGGUGUGUUUGUGUUCAGCUGUGCAGUCUACCAAUCCCAUCAGUGUUAAAUCUAUUAUAUUUAAAUGUGUUCAUGGCUUCUACACAUUCAAACACAUUCUUCACUGAGUUGAUGUUCAGCAUUACUUAUGGACUCGGUUAGGGAUUCACUUUAAACCGAUGAUGAGCUGUUGUAGAUAUUGUAGGAUUUGACUUUUCUUUAGAAAAGAUCUGUGCUUUGUAUUUGCAGGUGUAGACUUAACUGACAAAAACACUUGAGUAUGGUGACUGAACGUUCAUAGUGGAUGGAUAGUAAGGCAUGCCAUGUAAAUUAUUUUAAAACUGUAUAUGUCACUCAUCUUUUUAAUAAAACUGUCAUUGU
Messenger RNA from Xiphophorus maculatus (southern platyfish), 8595 nucleotides. RefSeq names its product tubby like protein 4 (gene tulp4a). The record is from RefSeq and is a predicted model, not a curated record. NCBI's taxonomy places the organism in Eukaryota, Metazoa, Chordata, Actinopteri, Cyprinodontiformes, Poeciliidae. The coding region runs from base 894 to 6110 and encodes 1738 amino acids. Gene Ontology annotation, molecular function: protein binding. The transcript is spliced from 15 exons.